Messenger RNA from Peromyscus leucopus (white-footed mouse), 1471 nucleotides. It is a transcript of the gene Gpn3, whose product is annotated as GPN-loop GTPase 3. The transcript is spliced from 8 exons. NCBI's taxonomy places the organism in Eukaryota, Metazoa, Chordata, Mammalia, Rodentia, Cricetidae. Gene Ontology annotation, molecular function: GTPase activity. The record is from RefSeq and is a predicted model, not a curated record. The coding region runs from base 127 to 981 and encodes 284 amino acids.
GGUGACGAACAAGGGAGCUGGGCGCGCGAUUGGCUCGAACCCAUGUCCCCCGGAGCUCAGGGAGCCUCGCUGCGCGAAGGCUGAAGGGAGGAGUGUGGCCGGCGGCCGCGCACCGGGGCGGCCGGCAUGCCUCGGUAUGCGCAGCUAGUCAUGGGCCCCGCGGGCAGCGGGAAGAGCACCUACUGCUCCACCAUGGUGCAGCACUGUGAAGCCCUCCACCGAUCUGUGCAGGUGGUCAACCUGGAUCCCGCAGCAGAGCACUUCAGCUACCCGGUGAUGGCUGACAUCCGGGAACUGAUCGAGGUGGAUGACGUGAUGGAGGACGAUUCUCUGCGGUUUGGUCCUAACGGAGGAUUGGUGUUCUGCAUGGAGUACUUUGCCAACAACUUUGACUGGCUGGAGAACUGUCUGGGCCACGUUGAGGAUGACUACAUCCUUUUUGACUGUCCAGGUCAGAUCGAGCUGUACACACACCUGCCUGUGAUGAAGCAGCUGGUCCAGCAGCUUGAGCAGUGGGAGUUCCGGGUGUGCGGAGUGUUCCUGGUGGAUUCUCAGUUCAUGGUGGAGUCUUUCAAGUUUAUUUCUGGCAUCCUGGCAGCUCUAAGUGCCAUGAUUUCUCUAGAGAUCCCACAAGUUAACAUCAUGACGAAGAUGGACCUGCUCAGUAAGAAAGCCAAGAAAGAAAUUGAGAAGUUUCUAGAUCCAGACAUGUACUCUCUGCUAGAAGAUUCAACGGGUGACUUAAGAAGCCAAAAAUUCAAGAAGCUGACACAAGCUGUGUGUGGCCUGAUCGAUGACUACAGCAUGGUUCGGUUCCUGCCCUAUGAUCAGUCGGAUGAGGAGAGCAUGAACAUCGUGCUCCAGCACAUCGACUUUGCCAUUCAGUAUGGGGAGGACUUGGAGUUUAAAGAGCCAAAGGAACAGGAAGAAGAGUCUUCUUCCAUGUUUGAUGAAUAUUUUCAAGAACGGCAGAAUGAGUGAGGUUGACUACACGGUGACCAUCUAUCUGAUUGUGGCCACUCAGAACACUCUUCUGGAGGAGGUGACCAUGGGAAGACGCUGCUUGUUUUAAUGUAAACAACACUGGGCUCCCCCUGGAGUGAGCCCAGAUUGUGCUCUGAGCUCUGGGACUGCUGCUUUCAGAGAUUUUAUUCUGACAGCAUCAUUUUGGAUUUAAAAAGAUCAAAGUAGCAAUUCAUACACAAAGACUUGUAUAUAAUGUAAAUCAAUCUACCCCCACAAUAUCUCUCCCGCGUGUGCGUGCGUUCGUGCGUGCGUGCGUACAUUAGGGCCAGUCUAACUUUAUUUUUACGGUUGGGUUUUUUUGUUUUGUUUUGUUUUGGUUUUUUUGAGGGGUAUUCUUUGGAUUGAUUUGUUCGUUUUUGGAGAGGUACAAUUAUUGUAACAAAAAACAUCUCCAUUUAAAUGAAAAAAAUUGGAAGGUUAUAUACAUAAAUCUUAUUUUCCCAAA